Molecule: messenger RNA, 5134 nt
Organism: Paramisgurnus dabryanus
Lineage: Eukaryota; Metazoa; Chordata; Actinopteri; Cypriniformes; Cobitidae
Source: RefSeq, a predicted model, not a curated record
GGGCGGAGCUUAUGUUUUGACAAGAGCGACUGCUGCUUCUUCUGAGUUUGUCAGCCCAGCUCCCGAAAAUAGAAGCCGUGUGUCAAUGUGACUGAAAAUACAUUUCUGUCACAGCGUAUCCACGGGAGUCACUGAUACACAGUAUCUAUAUACAGCGAGGGGAACCGCGACGACAAAAAGAUCGUGGUGUGGACACCUUAAGAGAAAGACACAGAAAGAAAGAGAGAGAAAGACUCGAGAAGAAUAAGUGGAGUACAAUGUGCUAGGGGAGUGAAGGGAGACAAACUCAGUGUUUUUCUGAUAUUCUCGGGGUGUCAGAGAGACCAAACAGGACGGCAAGAUGGGACGAAAGAAGAUCCAGAUCACGAGGAUAAUGGACGAGAGGAACCGGCAGGUUACCUUCACAAAGCGAAAGUUUGGCUUGAUGAAGAAAGCUUACGAGCUGAGUGUAUUGUGCGAUUGUGAGAUUGCCCUGAUCAUAUUCAACAGCUCGAACAAACUCUUUCAGUAUGCCAGCACCGACAUGGACAAAGUCCUGCUUAAAUACACAGAGUACAACGAGCCCCACGAGAGCAGAACCAACUCCGACAUUGUAGAGAAAUUAAGAAACAAAGGCCAUAAUGACUGUGCCAGUCCUGAUCCAGAUGACUGUUUCGGUCACAGUCCCCUCAUGGACGACCGUUUCGGCAAACUAAACGAAGAGAGUGAUUUAAUGUACAAGCGCUGUGGUCCUACAGGCCUUCCCCAGCAGAACUUCUCCAUGCAUGUGGCUGUGCCUGUGUCAAACCCCAACGCCAUGUCCUACAACCCCGGGGCCUCUUUGGGAAGUCAGAGCCUGUCAGCCGCCACUGCCUCUCUGAGUGAUGGUGCCAUGCUGUCUCCACCUCAGGGUUCCCUGCACAGAAACGUAGUGUCUGCCGGGCCCCCGCAGAGGCCCCCUAGUACAGGCAGUGCAGGUAACAUGCUGGGUAGCCCAGAGCUCACAGUGCCAAACGGCAUAGGCUCCAGCCUUGCAGGAAAUGGCUUCGUUAACCCGAGGGGCUCGCCAGGGCUUCUGGGUACACCCAGCGGGAACGGACUGGGUAAAGUCAUGCCUGCGAAGUCACCACCACCGGGGGGCAACAUGGCCAUCGGCAGCCGCAAGCCAGACUUGAGAGUCGUCAUCCCCCCAUCCAGCAAGGGCAUGAUGCCUCCCCUGUCGGAGGAGGAAGAGAUGGAGUUGAGCACCCAUAGGAUAAGCAGCUCCCAGUCGACCCAGUCUCUGGCCACACCGGUGGUCUCUGUCACCACCCCCAGUCUGCCACCACAAGGCCUGGUGUACUCAGGCAUGCCCACUGCCUACAAUACUGAAUACUCCCUGAGCAGCGCUGAGCUCUCAUCUCUUCAAGGCUUUGGCUCUCCAGGGCUCUCUAUAGGCUCAGUGUCGGCAUGGCAACAGCAUCAACUGGGCCAGGCAGCUCUCAGCUCGCUGGUAGGUGGCGGUCACUUACCUCAAGGCUCCAAUCUCUCCAACAUCAGCCACAUCAACAUCAAAUCGGAGCCCAUAUCACCCCCACGUGAGCGCGUCACCCCGUCUAGUUUCCAGCCCCAGCAGCAGCCUCCCUCCGGGCGUCUGGAUAUGGGCCGCUCACCCGUCGACAGCCUCAGCUCCUCCUGCUCAUCCUACGACGGAAGCGACCGAGAGGAUCACAGGCACGACUUUCACUCCCCACUCGGCCUGGGUCGACCCCCUGCCGGCGGGGCCGAAGAGAGGGAGAGCCCAACGGUCAAGCGCAUGCGCAUGGACACCUGGGUGACAUAAAGCUGUCUGGAGCUGACCGCCAGUCAGUCACACGCAGGGCUGGGGAAGGGAACGAAGAGAGGGGAGACAGCAGGGAGGGUCAUUAUUGUUAUUAUUCUAUUGUUAUUAUUUAACGUCAUUUCACUUUUUUGUAAGUAGGUGGAUGGUGAUUGCAGAUGUCCUUACAUAUCGAAAUUAAGCAACUUAGUGGAGAGAGAGAGAGAGAAAAAAAUCUCAAGUCAAGAAUAAAUGGUGUAAACAGGUGUUAUCAGGUACUUGAUGCAAAUUGGAUUGCGCGAGAGUCUAUGUUUAAACAAAAACAAGUCAUACUAAAACUUUCAGACACUUGUCUUAGCUGUAAAAUUGGCAAGUAUCAACAGUCAUCAAAGUUUUGGGGUGAAGGUUGUUGUGUGCUGGGCUCAUGUAUAAAACAAUGUAUCUGCACUCGCCCGUAUGAAAUAUAUCACUUAAUAAUUUAUUUAAAGAUAAUCGACAGUAGAUCAUAGAUUUGGAUCGGUUAAUAGGAGGCAAGGCUUGUAUCGAAAUUGAGAUCACAUUCCGCCUCAGUCAAGACAUUAAUCGAAUAAAAAAAAUGUCUCUAAUGUGCUUAAUCAGUUGCAAAUUUUCUAUAUAUUGGUGACAAACGGUGGUCCGGUGAAUUUGAAGACGAUAGUUGUUGUAUAUUCAUGCAGCUCCAACAACCCAAUGGUAACGCAAGCCAAAGCCUCCUCAUCAUUUUGUCGUACUGUAGGUUGGGAAGUUCAGCAUUUCUCGCUCAAUGUUUGUUUUAUAUUAGUUCUGUCAUAGUGUGCAUUGUUACAAAUGUUGGAAAAAUGAUAAACAUGCAAAGCAGAUCUUGAAACAAUAUCUAAAGCCAUGAACACUUGCUGUUCUGUUUGUAAAUUAAAGAUUUGAGCCAAACCUUUUUUUUUUUGUUAUGUACAUAGCAACUUUAAUAUAUAUCACUUUCGGUGUAAGUACGUAUGUAUUGUACCUUCACCAGAUUCAAGAAAAAAGUAUAUUUUUGUGGAUUACUGCCAUGUUUACAAGGCGAGAUCCUUAUUAAGUAGAGUAUUCACUGGUUAAUAUUUACUAUUUUGUUAACUAUACUGUACUUUCUUCAAAUUUGACUAUUAUUGGUAAUAAUCAAAGUGUUUUGUUGUUUUGUUUUUUCUUGAAAAGGUUGUUUUUGGGUCGUUUACCCUUUAAUGGUGGUGAAUGUCUGUCCUUAAGAAAUUGUAACAAAAGAGCCGUAUUCAAGCUCGACCAUCUUUUUGUUUUGUAAAACGAUGAUUGCCAUGCUAAGAAAAAUGGUUGCUUUUCUUAAACAACUGUUUUUUUGAGGGAUUAGCCUGCAGCUGCUGAAUACACUGCCUACUCUAAAACUCAACUUAGCUUAGAUGCACUAUUCAAUCAUCUUUAUUCAAACACGAAAGUUUCGAUUCAGAAACAUUCCCACAGUUUGUAAAAAAGUUAAUUUUUUAUUUCAAUCCCCCAUAUUCAAUGCUUAUCUUAUAAUAAAGAUAUUGUAAAUAUCAUAAGUAACACCUUUACAUCCAUGCAUACUAUGUACAGAACAUUUCCCCACAUAUUUUGUGAAUUGGCCUAAUGUAAAGGAAACACCGAUCGCAAUGCUCCGUAUUGCUUGACAAAAGGGGGCGCUGUAGCUCUCUCCGCUGUUGCUGUUUUGCUCUAUAUGUGCAUAUCCCUCUAUUGUAAGGCUGUGUGUUUGUGCAGCACAAAUGUCUGGUAUCAGUGGCCUCCGGUUUGCAUCACACCUCACUGACACUCAGGUGGCAAAGCGACAGGGGAUUCAGCAGCUGAUGGAAAUACUAGAAAUUGUAAAUAGACUUGGACAUGAUCUCUCCACAGGAUUGCACAAAAGUUUGUUCAAGUUCGCCAUCGGAUAAAAUGAUGCUUUCCUCUUUAGAUUUGUUAUGUAUUUGGACAAUGUGUACACACCAAUCACUUUAAGAUACCUCCCUGCCGUUAGCAACUGGCAAUAAGCUGAUAUUAAUCUAUGCAGUCCCCGACCCACACAUAGCCAGGAACACGAGACAUUCACAUUGAAACUAUCAGUGAGAUUCAUAAUAAAAAAAUACUAUAAUAUCAUAUCCCCAUUUGUCACACAAUGUUGCCUAUAGUUCAUAAAUGAAGUGCUCUUUAAUGAGCUUCUGAAAAGAAGACUGUUAACCCUUUGUCCCUAAGUGCUUACAUAUUAAGGCACACUUAAGAUGAAAAACAAGAGCCAUGCAGUCACUGCUUUACUGUAGGUAGGCCUAUAGCUUUAGAUAUAAUCUCAGACGUACGAGCUUUGUUGUCUCAGCUGAAUUUAAUAACUCGGAAACCCAUUGUGAGAAUCAUUUAAAGUUGAUCACAAUCAAAGCUUUUCAGGGUAGACAAGCAAUAAUGCUAGCCUAGUGUUAUGAAAGCACUGGGAAUAAAAAAAACUUGCAGUUUUUCAUACUGCAAUGCACACAUACAUACUCACCCACUCAACAUUAGUGCUCGAUUUGGAAUCAGGGAAUGUUUCUCUGCUACAUGCACAAUUAGAGCCUUACUCCAAAGAGUUGCUGGUGUAUCAAAUAUAUCACACAUCCCAUUUGAAAUUCAUUCAAACAACAUUAGCCUCAGUCUGAUGAAGUGCAGCUUGUCCACCAGUCCCAACAAAUGCACAGAAGAAAUACAUAAUAAUCUAAAGGGAGGAGGCUGUUCCUAUGGUGCAGAGUGAGUGCCGUGUCUGAAAUCACAAACUGUUGAAUGUGAAUGGAAGGGAUAAAGAAGAAACAACAAUUGUGUGUUGCGUACUUUCUUCACUUUGCUGUGCAAGAUUACACUGCUUUGCUUUAUGGCUUUUCUAAAACAGAAUUAUGUAUUUGGUAAUUGUUUGUAGCUAAUAGUUCACUUCAAGAAGCUGUUUGCGGUUUGAUUGCUCAAACCGUUUGGCGGCACAAGCUGGACUUUGUUGCCAUAAAUGAAACAAGAUUCGUUGUUUCAAAAAAAGGAAAAGAAAAAAUGGACAAAAAAAGUAAAAAAAAACAUGAGAGAGACCUUUAAGUUAAUCUGCAUUAUAUUUCCCUUGAAUGUGUUGUUUUCUCUUCAUUAUACAAUUAAUAUUCUAGUGAACUUUUUAUUGAAUGACUAAGAUAUUAUGCUAGAGAUUGUUGUACAAAUUUGUAUUCUGCAUUCACUAAAGUAAAGAUAUUGGCUUUUAUUGUGUAAUAUAGGUUCUCUCGCUUCUUCUGUGCUAACUGAAGUGAACAAUUCUCUGAAUUUGAGUAGACUUUGUCCACAUGUGAAAAUCCAAACAUUAGAAUCUGUCCGCUUUAUUAAAAACUUUAUUGUACCCUCAAA